AUGAGGUCCAAUCAUCCUUAUACUAUAACAUUUCCUAUAUGGUAAUGUGAUCAAUGGACUGCAUUAAGAGGACGGCUGAAGCUAUCUGAUGAAUAAGUUAUUAUAGCAAGGUGGAAUAAUACUAUGUAUUUAGAUGAAGAAUUGGCUUUUUUUGAUUCUCAACAUCGUAUUAAACCAUAAAAGGAAAGUAAGAUGCUCAAACCUCAAAUUUGUUUACUUCCUUCUAUAUUAUAGAUAGUUAGAACUAAUACAUACACAGAUGUCUUAAUUGAGAAUGUGACUUAAUGGUUUUUAACAAGUGGAGAUCUCUCAAAAUUAUUAUUAAUCUAUUUUGGAUAUGAUCUUUAUACUGGAUGUUCUCCACGUGAUUGUACUCUUGAAAAUAUAAUUAAAAAUGAUGAUUCAAUAGUUAUUCUAGAUUUUGGUUUGAGAAAACGUACAGAAAAGUAUUGUGUUUAUUGGAAUCCUCUUAUACUAAAGGGUAAACCUUAUAGAUCCUCUUAUUAAUGGUCUUUAGGAAUCAUGUAUUUAGUAAUGACAUAAGGGACUUACAUUCUUAAUGAAGUAUAAAAGCAUAUAAAUGAAUGGUUAAAAGGAGGGAGAUUAGAUAUAGGUUCCAUGAUAACUAAUAAAAAGUAAUCAGUCCAAAAUUUAAUAUCUUCUCUUUUAGAUCCAGAGAAUCCAAUACCUUGGAAUUAAAUCCCAAAUCAUCCAGCCUUUAGAGAAGAUAAUUUAUGUAAAUAAAUUCUCAAGGAUUUCUUAAUAAAAUCCAAUAGAACUGAAAUAAAAGGUCGAUCUUCAUCAAGAAUGAGUAAUAGAGAUGAAAAUAGUAAUUAAAUUAGUAUUAUGCCUUGUCCUUAUGGAUUAAAGAAUCCAAAAACUUGUGAUUAAAAUAUACUUAAUCAAUCACUAAUAACAAAGGUUAGCAAUUUAUUUAAAGUACAUCAAGACAAAGUACGUAAUGCUUUAGGGAAUUCUUAUUCAUCUGUUUAAAAUAGACAUGCAUCCACAUCAUAAUAGAGUAGAUAAAUACUUUAAACAAAUACUAGUACAAGUAGAUUUAAUAAUUUCUUAAAUUCUACUAAAAUAUUACCUAAAUCCUAAAUAAAAUAAUAGAAUUUAGGAUACAGAACUUUUAGAAAUUAAACUUAAAACAGCACUUAAAAUGUAGGAUCUGAUUCUAAUCGUAAAUCUGGAGAAUUUAUAUAAGAAAAUAGCAAUUAAGUUCCUUAAAAAUAGGAUUGUUUUUAUGAGAAAAUAAGAUCUAGGGUUUCAUCAAUAAAAGGGGAUACAAUUAAAUUAUAAUAAAAGCCAAGAAAUAGUUCUACGCAUUCUAUUUUGUAAGAAUAACCAAGUAAAUAAUAAAACAUUUAAAAAAAGUUAUCAAAAAAUUAAGAAGAAGUGUAAUAAAUUUAUUAAUAAUAAAAUGAAUUAAUAAAUGAUUAAUAAUAAUAAUAAUAAUAAUAAUAAUAAUAAUAAUAAUAAUAAUAAUAAUAAUAAUAAUAAUAAUAAUAAUAAUAAUAAUAAUAAUAAUAAUAAUAAUAAUAAUAAUAAUAAUAAUAAUAAUAAUAAUAAUAAUAAUAAUAAUAAUAAUAAUAAUAAUAAUAAUAAUAAUAAUAAUAAUAAUAAUAAUAAUAAUAAUAAUAAUAAUAAUAAUAAUAAUAAUAAUAAUAAUAAUAAUAAUAAUAAUAAUAAUAAUAAUAAUAAUAAUAAUAAUAAUAAUAAUAAUAAUAAUAAUAAUAAUAAUAAUAAUAAUAAUAAUAAUAAUAAUAAUAAUAAUAAUAAUAAUAAUAAUAAUAAUAAUAAUAAUAAUAAUAAUAAUAAUAAUAAUAAUAAUAAUAAUAAUAAUAAUAAUAAUAAUAAUAAUAAUAAUAAUAAUAAUAAUAAUAAUAAUAAUAAUAAUAAUAAUAAUAAUAAUAAUAAUAAUAAUAAUAAUAAUAAUAAUAAUAAUAAUAAUAAUAAUAAUAAUAAUAAUAAUAAUAAUAAUAAUAAUAAUAAUAAUAAUAAUAAUAAUAAAUUAUUAAAUAUUGUGAUUUAGAUUAAUAAUAAUAACAUUAAUAAAUAUUAUCUAUUUAAUAAACAAAAUCUUAAUUAUAAUAAUACUCAUAACAAUAGCUUAGUGUUAAUAAUAUAAGUAAUGCAGAUAAUUAUAUUCAAUUAAUUAAACGAAAUAAUUCAUAAAUACACCUAUUUUCACAAAAAUACAAUAGAUCUUUAGAAGCCAUCAAUAUAAUUGGUUAGACAGUUGCAAAAUGUUUAACAUUUUUUAAUGGAUUAUAAAAUUUUUGGGUUAUUCCUCUAUUUUUGGUUUUUAAGCGAAUGUUAUAAUUAAGAAAGUAGAUUGAAAAUUUAUUAUAGUAAAAAGUUAAUUCUUUUAAUAUUGAUGAUUGGGAAGAGAUUAUAUAAAGUUAAGAAUAUGAAAAUUAUCUUAAUAAAGUUAAGUAAGAUAAUUAACUUGUUUAAAGUGAAUUAAGUUUAUUAUUAAAUUCAGCAAAAGCAAAAGCAGAAAAAUUAGAUAAAUCUAGGAGAGAGAAAGUUGAAUGGUUUUUAAAUGAUGAUUUGAAUGAUAAAAUAAAGGAUGUUUGUAAUACAUAUUUUCAUGGGUAGAUAUACAAGAAUAUUAAAGAUAGAAAGGGAAUAGUAAAACCAAAUAUAGAAUGGCUAAAAUUAGAAAUCUAAGCUUAAGCUUCACUUAUAAUAUGUGAAUUACCUAUAUUAACAUGUGAUAAAUAAAACUUUUCUUAUGAAGAGUAUUUAAUUGCACUUGAAUUAUAAGAUGAAGAAUCAAUUUACUAAUACUUAAAAAAAAAUGAGCAUUAUCUCGAACGUAAAUGA
Paramecium pentaurelia is the source of this 2835-nucleotide messenger RNA. The record is from the annotation of a GenBank genome assembly. Lineage: Eukaryota; Ciliophora; Oligohymenophorea; Peniculida; Parameciidae.